AUGAAAUACAAAGUAGGAACUGAUUUGAUCAAUGCAAGGAGAUUAAAUGCUCCUCAAAGAAAAUAUCUUGAUGAAUUAUCAGUUAAGCCAAAGCUAAGUGGAUAAUACUAUGGAUCUAUUACAUUUUAAGAGGAAAAUGGUGAAUAUAUUUGAUAUACUGUUGUAUUAGAUACUGAUCCUCCCAUUUCUGAAAGAAAGUAAAAAUUUCAACUCAAGUGAGAAAACCAGAUAUUUUUGAAAUAGAGCUCAGCAAUCCUAUGCCAUUUGAACAGGCAACCUUUGAGGGGAGAAUUGAAGGUGACAACUUACAUGGCAGCAAGACUUCACUAUUUUAGCUUAAAUGUGUUCGAUAUAUGAGCUCUAUUAUUUACCACUUUUGCCAGAAAAGAAAAAAAGAGUUAUUGGUGUUAUUCAUGCAAAAUUGGGGGAGAUGUGGUAUAAUUCGAGUUUAAUAUCCGAAAAGACAGAAUAUCAAAAUCCCUCUUCUUAAGACGAUUUAGGGCAAAUUCGAAGAAUGUGAAAUUCAAUUAGAAAAUCCUAUCGAUAAAGAAGUUAAUGUGCAAAUUCAAAUUAGUAAUCCUGCUAAUUUUGAUGUGUUACCUGCUGAUAUAGUCUUGAAACCUUAUUGUGAUACAAGUCUGUACAUAAAAUUUACUCCAAACAGUCUUGACUAAAUUAAAAAUGCGGAAAUAAGAUUCAUCACAGAGAAAAUCGAAAAUUGGGAAUUUUUGGUUUAUGGAGUUGGAAUACCUCCAAAUGCAUUCCCAGAAUUUUUAAGGAUUUUUUAGAUGAAAUCCAUUUAAAGAAUCCAUUCAGAGAUACAAUCUAUGUGCAAAUUAUGA
Paramecium octaurelia is the source of this 842-nucleotide messenger RNA. Lineage: Eukaryota; Ciliophora; Oligohymenophorea; Peniculida; Parameciidae. The record is from the annotation of a GenBank genome assembly.